This is a messenger RNA of Anopheles maculipalpis, 765 nucleotides long. Its product is annotated as transmembrane protein 147. The transcript has 3 exons. Bases 71 to 760 code for a protein of 229 amino acids. NCBI's taxonomy places the organism in Eukaryota, Metazoa, Arthropoda, Insecta, Diptera, Culicidae. The record is from RefSeq and is a predicted model, not a curated record.
GGUAUUUUGGAACUCGCUUUUCCGGAUUACUAGACGAAUUAUAAAAGAAAACUUAUUUCCAUAAGUGAAAAUGACGCUUUAUCACUUCGGUAAUUGUGCGGCCUUGGUGUACGUGCCGUACUACUUCACCUAUAAAUACUCCGGCCUGUCCGAGUAUGGUGCGUUUUGGAAAUGUGUACAGGCGGGUGGCAUCUAUGUGUUUACACAGCUCUGCAAAAUGCUCGUCCUAGCAACAUUCUUCCCCGACACGGACACCUUUAGCGAGGGGGCACCGUUCAAUUUCAUUGCCGAAUUUUUACGCUGCAGUGUAGAUCUCGUCGACUUCCUGGGUCUCGCGUUCGUGCUGUCGAGAAUUCCGGGCAAGGGACACAGUAAACUGAUCACCGCCGGGUUAGGCUGGGCUACGGCGGAAGUGAUUCUUUCCCGCGGUCUGAUGCUGUGGGUCGGUGCUAGGGGAGCGGAAUUUUCCUGGAUCUACAUUCAAAAGUGUCUGGAAUCGAAUGUACUUCUGGUGCAACAUCUGUCGACGGCGACACUACUGUGGUUGUUUUCGCGCCAUGAUUUGGAUAAAAAAUUCGUUCCACUAGUGGUGCUGCUGCUGGUGGCAACGUCGUACCGUGGCGUUUGGUUAGAGGGCACCCUGCACGCAAUGUCUGCUGGGCCAUGGCUUAGCUUGGCACUGAAAGCUCUCAUUACAAGCGGUAUGGGUGUCGGUACGCUGCACAUCUACUCCGGGCUGGCGCAGCAGAUUGGUUUGUAGAAAGG